Molecule: messenger RNA, 2403 nt
Organism: Exophiala dermatitidis NIH/UT8656
Lineage: Eukaryota; Fungi; Ascomycota; Eurotiomycetes; Chaetothyriales; Herpotrichiellaceae
Exons: 2
Coding region: 1-2403 (800 amino acids)
Source: RefSeq, a predicted model, not a curated record
AUGGUUGCUCCCUCCUCCACUACGGCGUCGCCUGUCAAGGCCACUCUCAAGCGAAGGGCGCCAAAAGAGCCAGCUACUUCCAACAAGCCGUCACACGAGUCCGCUAGGAAUGGGUCGAACUCGAGCGAAUAUGAUUUACCACCGGAUGAUAAGGAGCUGUCCGGUUCCAGAAAGAGAGCGAAGACGGAAGACACGAAACCAUCCGUCAAGAAGCCACUUCGCAAUGAUACAACAAGCAAGAACAAAACCACCGGCAAAAGAGCCCCCGUGCAGAAGGUGGCCCCCAAGAAGAGGUCAACUGCGGUUAUUGUGCAAACAUCUACCAAAAACGACGAGGCAACGGCAGCGUCGAUCCGGACGAGACGCACUACGAAGCGGCCGAAGUAUGUGGAAGACUCCAGCGACAGCGAGGACGAGACCUCACAUAACCCUUCGCCAAAGGAGACAGCCUGGAAUGGGAGAAGAUCAGAUGCUAUGCCUCAGGAGCUGGCCGAUGGUUCUUAUCCACUGAGCAAGGAAGCUCUGGAAAAUGUGCUUCAAGUCUCGCAAGUUGACUUUGAAUCAUAUCUCGAGGAUUUUGUGCCGACUUCAGCCUUGAAUCCACAAAAUAACUGUAUCGAAACACCUGUUGCCGCCGACACCAUCACUACCCCGAAACGUUCGCCGAUGCGCCCUAGCGAAGGACCCAUUCCUCCCGUCAGCGAGAAAUUGGUUCGAAAGACAGCAAUUGUGCAUUUCGACCCACAGGGCCCUAAAAAUCAAGCUGUGCCGCCGCGACCUACUGUGGAAGAUGAGCCUGAGAGCCAUUCCCUAGUAGAUGAAAAUGGGCAGACUCACGAUGUGGCGGGUGAGGAGUCAUUCCGUUCUGUUGGCCUCGAAUGUUCUGCAGACGAUGGACCUGGUCAGGGUGAAGAUGGCGUUAAUAAAGAUGAUCAGUUUUCUGUCAUCGAGACUGGACACGGGCUUAUAACUGCACUUGGCACAAGUCCCGAGAACUCAACUCGGGACAGUAGUGUUCUUGAGGAUGGAUCCGAGCACAUUGAGACUGACGAAAGCGACGAUCCUGUCGAUGGUCCGGGUGUGCUACACAAGCCGGAGCACCCCAUCCAAGAUGUGCCUAUCGCUGUGGGACUGCGCUCGCCACCUCAUAAGGGCGAGUCUAUUACGGAUCGUGAGGCAUCUCCAAAGGUUAUAAUGCGGACUGUGCCUACGCGACGAUCCAUUUGGCUCAGCCCUGCCUUGGACGAAGAGCAUACCGUGUCUGAGAACGUCAUCAUUUCUGGGAGGGUCCCAACCAGUUUUGCUCUGGAAACAGAACCCCGCCGAGGUAAAACUCGCGACAGAGACGCCGAGCUUCGACAAAUAGCCCUGGUGGGGUUAGAAACGAUGAAAUCAACGUCCGUCUCGGGGGUUGCAGCAACAGCAGUGGACCAAACAACCGACCCGAAUCCACCUACUAGGACCUCUAAGACCUCUCGAACCUCCCUCUGGGCUUCCGAAAUGGUACCUAUGGGACCUCCACCGCCACGAAGCAUUCCACAUGGGUCUACAAUCCAUACGCGCUUGACUGAUACCACCACCACGAUUGCUUCAAAGAGGUUUCAGCUGGCCGCUGAAGAAACAGUUACGAAGCCGCGGAAGCCAGCAGUGCCGCCACCAGUGCGCGUCAAAAGGGCUGUUCCAAGUAAUCCAGUCAUGGAGGAGCCUGCUGUGCAACCCGAGGCGGAUAUACCUCCAGCAACGCCCCUGUCGUUCUGUACCCGGUUGGAAAUGAAAGCACCUGCGCUUCAUGACAGCGUACCGGAUGUUGAUGCCUGCAUGUCAACCAAGGAGAAGGUCUCAGCGCAGCAACUGGAAGACGGAAGUUUAACCCUGGUCGAUGAUCACCCGACUACGGGACAACGUACAGCGCUGUGGGCGAGAAGAGCAGGAAGAGAACGCCCCGAGCCCACUGACGAUGCGUCUUCUGUUGCAUCACCCCCACGGCGACGCAGAAACUUCCCACUCGAGGAGAAGGAGAAGUCGAAGCAGGUUCACGCUCGCGAUUCUCAGCAUGGGCUUUUGGACUCGAUUCUACAGAUAACCAACGAUGUGCUAUUUCGAUUGGCGGAGGAAGAGGACGCCGUCAAAGCAAAAGUCAAGGAACUUUAUCGUGGCGGAGACGACAUUAUCCAGACUCUGACGGACAGUUGGAACGAGCGACUAGGACACGAACAUCAAAACCUCUCUGGUUGCCUCAGCGGAGAAAAGAAGAUGCUAACAACAGCUAUGCAAGUGGUCGAGGAGCAGGAUGCGGGGCAGUGGAAAAGCAUACUUUGCAACCCGCAAGUUUCAAGAAAUACGGCCGACAAGAGGGGUGGUCUAAUCGGGCGAAUUGAGGCUCUGAGGAAGAACCGCCAGUAA